Messenger RNA from Purpureocillium lilacinum, 681 nucleotides. Lineage: Eukaryota; Fungi; Ascomycota; Sordariomycetes; Hypocreales; Ophiocordycipitaceae. The record is from RefSeq and is a predicted model, not a curated record.
AUGCCCGGCCUCCGAUCGUCGCUGGCCGCCUGCCUGCUUCUGCUGCUUCUUGACUGCACCCCGUGCCGCGCUGCCAGCCAGACGGCCCCGACACCAACCAUUACUACCGCCCCCGUCUUCAUCCCGGACUAUCCCAGCCAGUCAUGGUCGCUUUUCCGGGGGAGCGUCCUUUCCACGAAUCAGACGGCCAGCGAGACCACAUACACAAUAUUUUGCCCGACCGAGACGCCUGCCGCAUGCGACAUCUCUCUAGAGUUUCCAUUCAUCAUCGUCGAGGGACAAAGCACGCUCAAGUUCCACGGAACCUUGACAUCCACCUACAUUGCCGACCUCGCGUGCAAUAUGAACGGAACGACAGCCGCCACCUGCUCGGGCUACUCGAGCUACGCAUCGGGCUACACCAACGGCCAUCAUACCGGCCCUACUGAGGUGUCGUGGACUUCGACGCUGUCCGGCACUCACGUUCAGUGGGGCGUACUGACGCUGACCGACAAGCCAACGACGACGGACAACAGCCUCGACGUCACACCGACCGACAUCACGGCACCUACCGUGGCCUCGUCGGUACUCUACGGCCCGAAUAUCACAAGUACAAGCUCGGGCGGAAGAGAAACAGUUGAUAAUCGCAUGUUGACCGUGGUCGCGGCUGCCGCCUUGCUUGUAGCGGCUGUCCUAGCUUAG